Molecule: messenger RNA, 1428 nt
Organism: Trichomonas vaginalis G3
Lineage: Eukaryota; Parabasalia; Trichomonadida; Trichomonadidae
Exons: 1
Coding region: 1-1428 (475 amino acids)
Source: RefSeq, a predicted model, not a curated record
AUGGAAGGAAGAAAAAGUGUCGCAAACAAUUCGUCGACUACCUCUGCAGUUAAAGUUCCUACAACUUAUGUCUCACCAUUCUCAAAACCCUUACAACCUCCUAUAAUACCAAAGCAACUUCCUCAUACAAUUGCAAACAAUUCGUCGACUACCUCUGCAGUUAAAGUUCCUACAACUUAUGUCUCACCAUUCUCAAAACCCUUACAACCUCCUAUAAUACCAAAGCAACUUCCUCAUACAAUUGCAAACAAUUCGUCGACUACCUCUGCAGUUAAAGUUCCUACAACUUAUGUCUCACCAUUCUCAAAACCCUUACGACCUCCUAUAAUACCAAAGCAACUUCCUCAUACAAUUGCAAACAAAUUGUCCAACAAUUUGAGUUCUUCUUCUCAAAACACAACAGAUACAGCUCAGCCAACAGGUCAAGCAACAACAACUAUCGGAACAGAAGCAUUUUCAGAAGAAGUUCAUACCAAUCAGACUCCAAUCGAACAUACAGAAACACAACCACCCGAAAAUACAGAAACACAUCCAAUCGAACAUACAGAAACACAUUCUGCAAUGACCACUAGGUCGCAAACACGAUAUCUCGCCUUUUGCAAACAAUUUAAGUCUCAAAUUCAAGACACACAAGAUAGCGACACUCCUCUUUCAGAGAAAGUUCGUAGAAAAUACGCAAAGCAAAGGUUAGAAUUGUUAGAUAAGUUAAAUGAACAGUGGGGUUCAGAAGACAAUCGAGAUUAUAACGAGAUGUUUCAAGCUGUCAUGGAUGCCAUUCAGCCUCUUGAAAACGAAAUCAAAGACCCUGGCGUACUUGUUGACAUGUUUGCUUCAUAUUUACCCGUUACUGCCAAUCUCAUAGCGUUGCAAGCUAUUGACCAGUUCAUUCACUUGUUUCCAAAGAACUUGCAGAAGCAUUUACAAGAAGUUAAAGUUGCUGAAUUUGUCCGUUUAUAUCCAAAUUCAUACAAUUAUUUGGAAGAAUUGAAUGAACAUGGUGAAAGGUCAUUCUAUUUAUAUUUCUACACAAAAGACAACCAGUCAAAACGACUAUACUGCAUUGAACCUAUGCCUCAAUUCGUAGACAAUUUCCACGUUAUAACAACUGUUGCUUUAGAUAUUCCUGCCAGAGUUCCAUAUGGAGGAACAGUAACUAUCUCAAGCUUUCCCAAGGGCUAUAAAGGAAAGCCUCUCACAAUUGCAAAAUUCACACACAGCAGUUGCCAAUUUGUUCAAGAUGUCGAGUUCCAUUUCCUCAACAAUACGACUUUCAUCAUAGAGACUCCUCAAGAAGGUAUAUACAAAGUUUUCAUUGCAGGAUUUGUUGAUCCCAAUGGCGAAGAAGAAGAAGUCGAAGAAAUCCUCACCUCAGAGAGCGAAGAAGAAGAAAAUUUCCAAGACAUUCAAGAUUCAGAAUAUACCGAAUAA